Messenger RNA from Oryctolagus cuniculus (rabbit), 2099 nucleotides. RefSeq names its product ethanolamine kinase 2 (gene ETNK2). Gene Ontology annotation, biological process: phosphatidylethanolamine biosynthetic process. NCBI's taxonomy places the organism in Eukaryota, Metazoa, Chordata, Mammalia, Lagomorpha, Leporidae. Gene Ontology annotation, cellular component: cytoplasm. The record is from RefSeq and is a predicted model, not a curated record. Gene Ontology annotation, molecular function: ethanolamine kinase activity.
GGCCGGCGCCCGUGAUGUCACGGUCGCGGCGGGCCGCGGCGUCCCCGGGCCGGCGGUCGGAGCGGGCGGCGGGCGCCUGAGUCAUGGACUUCCCCUGGCCCCUCCUCUCCCGCCGCCCCUCCCUCUCCGGGCCCCCCCGCCGGGGCUAGGGCGGGCGCGGCGCUCGGGCCCAGGGGGUGGGGCUGCCGGGCAUGGCUGCGCCCCCGUCGGCUCCUCUGCCGUGCUCGCCUUUUUACCUGCGGGGGCAGGCGCCGGGCCCGCGCUGCCCAUGGGGCAUGGAGGAGAAGGCGGCGGCCGGCGCGGGCUGCGCGGAGCCGCCGGGCCCCCAGAGGGCCGCCGCCGUCCCGUGCUUCGGCAUCUGCGUGGACCAGGACGACAUCCUGCCCGGCGCCCUGCGCCUCAUCCAGGAGCUGCGGCCGCACUGGGAGCCCGAGCAAGUUCGGACCAAGCGCUUCACCGAUGGCAUCACCAACAAGCUGGUGGCCUGCUACGUGGAGGAGGAUAUGCGGGACUGCGUGCUGGUCCGGGUGUACGGGGAGCGCACGGAGCUGCUGGUGGACCGGGAGAAUGAGGUCCGGAACUUCCAGCUGCUGCGAGCACACGGCUGCGCCCCCAAGCUCUACUGCACCUUCCAGAACGGGCUGUGCUACGAGUACAUGCAAGGCGUGGCGCUGGGGCCCGAGCACAUCCGGGAGCCCCGGCUCUUCAGGUUAAUCGCCUUAGAAAUGGCCAAGAUUCACACGAUCCACACCAACGGCAGCCUGCCCAAGCCUACCCUCUGGCACAAGAUGCACAAUUAUUUCACACUUGUGAGGAACGAGAUCAACCCCAGCCUCUCUGCAGGUGUCCCUAAGGUGGAGGUGCUGGAGUGGGAGCUGGCCUGGCUGAAGGAGCACCUGUCCCAGCUGGACUCCCCGGUGGUGUUUUGUCACAACGACCUGCUCUGCAAGAACAUCAUCUAUGACAGCGCCAAAGGUCACGUCCGGUUCAUUGACUACGAGUAUGCUGGCUACAACUACCAAGCCUUUGACAUUGGCAACCAUUUCAAUGAGUUUGCAGGUGUGAACGAGGUGGAUUACUGCCGGUACCCGGCCCGCGAGACCCAGCUGCAGUGGCUGCACUACUACCUGCAGGCGCAGAAGGACUCGGCCGUGACCCCCAGGGAGGUGGAGCGGCUCUAUGUGCAAGUCAACAAGUUUGCCCUGGCAUCUCACUUCUUCUGGGCUCUCUGGGCCCUCAUCCAGAACCAGUACUCCACCAUCGACUUCGACUUCCUCAGGUACGCAGUGAUCCGAUUCAACCAGUACUUCAAGGUGAAGCCUCAAGUCUCGGCCUUGGAGAUGCCAAAGUGACCAGCCUCGCCCGUCUGCCUGGCCAGCUUUGCUCCCCGGGCCCCACCCCUGGACAAGGUGGGAGAGGGGACGGGGUGGGGGGGUCUGGGGAGAAGGCUCUGUCCCUGCCGCCAGCCCCCAGUGGCUGCUACUGAAGACCUCAUUCUCCUGUUGGGAGGGGCGGACAGGACCCAGCCCCCCCUCACCAGGCACAGGAGGAAGUGCCUGCAGCCAGCCGGGGCCAGACCGACCCAGCACCCCGGGGAAGCACACCCGUCCGUCCCAGCCCUCUCUGGAACCUGGGCUGCCUUAGACGCAUCUGCCCCUGCCUGGCCUGGGGCCAGGGCGCCUUACUACCUCCAGUGCCCCAGCCUCCAGCCUGUCUCCCCUUGCAUGGCCCACACCAGCAUCAGCCAGCUCUGUCCGAUGGGGGCGGGGGCCAGAACCGGGCAGCCCCCUUCUCUGAGGCCCUCAGCUCCAGUCCACCCCCUCCCCACACCCCAGCCCAAGGAACCAUGCCCCUCCCCCCGCAGGUCCCUGCUGGGGGCAGGGAGGGUGUGGUGACCAGUGCCCACGCCAGCUGCCUCCUGCCCGAGGACCUGUCGUCCUCCCCUGGGGGCAGGCUCUGAUGGUGCCCCACGGCCCCUGGCGCUCACCAGCCUCCACCUCCAGUCCUCACAGCUCCUGGGGUGCCCUCCGGGCUGUGGCCUAUAAAGUGAUUCAUUUGUAAAUUAUGGUGGUUUCUGCAUUAAAAUGCUCAUUUCUGGA